Lucilia sericata (common green bottle fly) is the source of this 691-nucleotide messenger RNA. Its product is annotated as acyl-coenzyme A thioesterase 13-like. The record is from RefSeq and is a predicted model, not a curated record. The transcript is spliced from 2 exons. The coding region runs from base 7 to 525 and encodes 172 amino acids. Gene Ontology annotation, molecular function: fatty acyl-CoA hydrolase activity. Lineage: Eukaryota; Metazoa; Arthropoda; Insecta; Diptera; Calliphoridae.
UAAAAUAUGUUUCAGUAUUUAAAUAUCUGUGGCAGUAUACAAAACAUUUCAAAAGUACGUGCCAGUAUGUCCUCAAAAAGUGGUGUUGAUUUCUUGAAAAAUUUAGCAAACUAUUGCGUUAAGCUCGGUGGCUUUGAUACUGUAUUAAAGGCAUGUCGUAUAACAGGUGGUGGUAAAGGUCGUUGUAUUGGUGAAUUUACUAUUUCCAAAGAACACUUAAAUGGUUUCGGAACGUUACAUGGCGGCUAUGCAGCUACAAUUAUCGAUAAUAUGUCUACAUAUGCAUUAAUGUCAGCCGAUUCACAUCCUGGAGUUUCUGUUGAUCUAAGUGUUAGUUAUUUAAAAAGUGCUAAAGAAGGAGAAGUAAUAGUAUUCGAUGCGAAAACUGUAAAAAUUGGUAAAAACAUGGCAUUUAUUGACUGUGUACUUAAAAAGAAAUCAGAUGACUCCAUUGUGGUUAGGGGCAGUCAAACGAAAUAUGUUGAUUUUAAUAAUGAGGAAUUUAAAAAGCUGCAUCGAUUUUAAGUUUCAUACAUAUAUUUUAUGAAAUAUAUAUAAAUAUUUGGAUGUUUCAAUUGAUGUUGUGUUUUUAAUAAGUUUAUACAUGUUUUUAAUGUGUUAAUUGACAUGUUUUUUAUAUAUUUAUAUGUUUUUUAAUUUCAAUAAAUCUUUGUUAUUAAAUCAUGGUAUA